UUUUUUUGAAGAAUCUAAAAAUGUAUUAAAUUCUCUUGUUAAAGGAUUAUAUGAAAGAAAGAUUAUUUUAAUCAAUGACCGUAGAGUAAAAUAACAAAAAAAUAUGAAAAAGUGGAUUGAACUUUGGCGCAUUGGGAUUUCGUUUCAUGCGCAACAUUAUUUUCCAGUUUAUAUUCAACCCUUCAGUUCACGAGGUUGGAAUUGUAUAAGGGUUGAAAAACGUGUGUCAUGUAACUUAAAGAAAAUUCACAAAAAUCUAAUUAAAAAUAUGAAAUUAGGUGUGAAAAUUUCCUAGAAAAAAAAAGAGAAGAGAAUAAUAAAAUGCGAUUCCGAUUCGCAAGAGGAAUAUUAAUUUUAAUAUUAUUGGGCAAUAUAAUAGUUUGGCAUAAAAUUUGGAGGUUAUUCACUGUACAAAAUAAUAAAUUACAAUUAAAAGAAAUUAGUUUAGUUGGUGAUAAUCAACAAAAAUUUCAUCGACGUCUCGCUCGUCUUGUAACUGUUGUUAUAAGACAAUUUGAAACAUUUGAAAAUGAUGUAGCCGCAACAGUGGAAUCAAUUUUAAAUUCAUUUCCAAUUAUACAAAUUUUAAUUGUAUGCGAUGAAUUACCCUAUCCGCCACUUGAAUUAAAUUUAUCAAAUAGCACAUCGCAAAAUGUGAGACUUAUUAAUUUACAACCAGGAUUUAAUAAAUCAUAUGACGAACGAAAUCCAUUGUUUUAUGUACGUACAAAAUUUAUUCUUAUUGUUCCUGAUGCCACCAGGAUAUCAAGUAAACACACGUUACAGGAUAUGAUUAAUCAUGUUACAAAAGUGGGAACGACAAGCGUUGCUGUUGGUAAAAAUUCUUUAACAUGUUUAAAUAUGGGAUUAAAAAUUAAAGAAUGGAGUUUACGUAUCACAAAUAUUGGUGGUACAAUAUGCGAUGCUGUGAUUGGAAGGCAUGUUAUAAUGUUAGAGACUUCGUUAUUAAAAAAAUUAUCUGAUCCAUUCAUGUUGCCGUUCACCGAUUCGCUUUAUUUGCAAACAAGGGCCAUUGGAUUUAAGGUAAAUAUUUUGAGAAAACAUCGCUUUAAUGAGGGAAGACCAUUGUAUCGUAAUCAACAGACACAAUGGAAAAUACAACAAUUACAUCGCACAAGAGAACGUGGAAUGUUGGAAAAAUUUGGUAUUAAAAAAGUUAUACGACCAUCAAGUAUCAUUGAAUGGUAUGGAUGCUCAAGGGAAACUGUACGUUGUUUUGGCUCAGUUGUUAAUGGAGUACCAUCAUAUAUUUAUCAAAAUAGAUAUACACCACCGUGUUGUCUCGCGAGUUUAAGAAAAGUUGCCUAUCAUGUUUUCGAUAAACUCGAAGAAGUUGGAAUUCGUUUUUGGUUAGAGGGCAAUUCAUUAUUGGGCGCAAUGAGAAAUGGUGAUAUAUUACCGUGGCAUCAUGAAAUUGAAAUUGGAAUUAAUCGUGAUGAUCUUGGUAGAUCGCCAUGGUUAAUGAAAGCACAAAAUAAGCCAAUUAUUGAUAAUCAUGGUUUUGUUUGGGAGAAAGCGACUGAGGGUGAAUUUUUUAAAAUACAAUAUUCAAAAAUUAAUCGUUUACAUGUUAAUUUAUUGCCAUUUUAUUCAAAUAAUGGAACAAUGAUAAGAGACGCAUGGUUUUUAAAAAAUCGCGAUUUUCCCGAACAAUUUCUUCAUCCAAUGUCAACAAUUGAUUUUGCUGGUCGUCAAGUUCCUAGUCCAAAUAAUAUACGUGAUUUCUUAGAAAUUAAAUAUUACAAAGGGGUAAUAGAAAAUCCAGAGAUACCUGGCAAGAUAUCUUUGGAGUAAAAUAAAAUUAGUAGUCUUCCAAAUGAAAAAGAAAAAAAAAAUACUUCGUAUUAUCUGUUUCAGUCAGACUGAUUCUUGAUCAAAUGUGAUAUUUCAAGGGAUUUAUAUUAUAGAAAUAGGUAAUAUAAUUUUUUUUAAAUUGUUUAUUUUUUUAGUUACGAUUUUGUAACUAUUUUUUUAUAUUUCGGAGGAUUUUUUAAUAAUUAAUAAAA
Leptopilina boulardi is the source of this 2027-nucleotide messenger RNA. RefSeq names its product ribitol 5-phosphate transferase FKRP. The coding region runs from base 322 to 1815 and encodes 497 amino acids. The record is from RefSeq and is a predicted model, not a curated record. NCBI's taxonomy places the organism in Eukaryota, Metazoa, Arthropoda, Insecta, Hymenoptera, Figitidae. The transcript has 3 exons. Gene Ontology annotation, biological process: protein O-linked glycosylation via mannose. Gene Ontology annotation, cellular component: Golgi apparatus.